Lodderomyces parapsilosis is the source of this 2298-nucleotide messenger RNA. It is a transcript of the gene YAK1, whose product is annotated as serine/threonine protein kinase. The record is from RefSeq and is a predicted model, not a curated record. The coding region runs from base 1 to 2298 and encodes 765 amino acids. The transcript has a single exon. NCBI's taxonomy places the organism in Eukaryota, Fungi, Ascomycota, Pichiomycetes, Serinales, Debaryomycetaceae. Gene Ontology annotation, biological process: peptidyl-threonine phosphorylation; peptidyl-serine phosphorylation. Gene Ontology annotation, molecular function: protein serine/threonine kinase activity; ATP binding; protein tyrosine kinase activity. Gene Ontology annotation, cellular component: cytoplasm; nucleus.
AUGUCGUAUAAUAAUUACAACUUUAGGCAUAAUUCGAUAGGUGGUAACUGGCAUUUACCACCGCCCAACCAUCACCAACAACAACAGCAACAACAGCAACAACAGCAACAGCAACAGCAACAACAACAGCAACAACAACAACAACCACAAUACCCACUCAAUGGAAGGAAUGAUGUACUCCCACAAGAUCAAGUGUACCUACCGCAGCAAGCAUACAAAUCAAAUCAAGCCCCGGGGUUUCGCAAUCCAUGGUUUUCGAUGAAUCAUCUGUCAUCAGCUGCGUCAUCUCCAACUGCAUCGUCAUCUGUAAUGUCACAGUCCCCCACCAAGUCUCAUACUAUACCAUUAUUACAACAGCAUCAGCCUCCCCCUUUGAACAAGAGAUUGUCCUUUACAAAUCAGCUUCUGACAACUUAUGAGAAUGAAAAUUCCAAUGCCACCAACCCCCAGGUUUCCCCUUAUAUACAUCCUCCUACUCGUGCAGACAAUCCAUUUACCCAGUACUUUUCCAAUCCAGAAGUCACACUCAAUAAUCCAAAUGAUCGUCGAAUGUCAGCGGCGGUGGAUGGAACAUACAGUAAUCCGUAUGGGUAUAACCAACAAAACAGAACGGCAAUGAUGACACAAGGAGGAAACCUUUUUGGUGGUAAUGGUGAUGCUUCUGUGGUUCAAGGUGUAGCGCCAGGGCUUUCGCAAUUCAUUCAUCCCAAUAUGGCUUCUAAUGUCAUGCCUGGAGCAAGCAGCGUUGCCAACCGAAGAUCAUCGGUUGCUGUCAUGCCUAACCAUUACUAUCAGCAACCAAUACAAGCUUACGAUAGCAAGAGUGGUCAAUAUUACGCCUCACCUGCAAGACGGUCAGGCUCAAUUGUCCAAUAUCAACAAUACCAACAAGCACUUCAGCAUCAAAAGGCUUCCAAAUUUAGAAAACCCGCACCCAAAGCAAGGAAAAUUCGCAACAAGUCGGAACUUACUCCCAAGGUUCAUCAACAACCCAAAUACAGACGGUGUUCAGUCAAUUCUAUCCACAUAUCACCCCUCAAUGCAUUAUCUGUUUAUUUGACCGAAUCUUAUAGCAUCUGUCAGCCAAGAAAAUUCCAGUAUUCCAAAUCAACAAAUCCAAAGAGAGUCUUGACUAAACCUCUGGAUCCAAAAUUCAAUAAUGGGUACGAUAACGAAGAAAGUGACUAUAUUCUUUAUGUCAAUGAUAUCCUAGGCAGCGAAGAGGGGAGAAAAUACAUGGUUCUUGAUUUACUAGGAUCAGGCACAUUUGGGCAGGUUGUGAAAUGUCAAAACUUGAUUAAUCAAACUGUAUGCGCUGUCAAAGUGAUUAAAUCAAAGCCAGCCUACAUGAAUCAGUCAUUGACAGAGGUACGUUUACUAGAGUUUUUGAACAACAAUAGCGAUGGAAAGAGUUUUAUUAGGCUCUUGGAUACGUUUAUGCACAAGGAGCAUUUAUGUUUGGUAUUUGAGCUUUUAGCUUCGAACCUUUACGAGUUAAUAAAGCAGAACCAAUUUCAAGGAUUGAGUAUGAAGUUGGUGAAGCUUCUUACCAAGCAGUUGCUAGACGCAAUGGCGCAAUUGAAAAACUUUCAAAUGAUUCAUUGCGAUUUGAAACCGGAGAAUAUUUUGCUUUGUCAGCCAGAUAAACCUAAUAUCAAAGUGAUUGAUUUUGGAUCAGCAUGUUUCACAAGGCAGACCAUCUAUACAUAUAUACAGUCGAGAUUUUAUCGAUCACCAGAAGUGAUUCUUGGCUUGCCAUAUACCGAAUCUAUUGAUAUGUGGUCGUUGGGUUGCAUUGUAGGUGAGUUUUUUCUCGGCUUACCCAUGUUUCCAGGUACUUCUGAAUACAAUCAAAUUUGGAAGAUUGUUGAUAUGUUGGGACCUCCUCCAAGGCACAUGAUUGAAGUGGGACGCAAUUCAUCAAAUUUUUUCAAGAAGAUACCUAGUGAAACCCCCGAUGGGAAACCCACUUAUGUGAUAAAAACGUUUGAAGAAUAUACCCAUGAUUUAGAAGUUGCUAAAAUGGAAAGUGGGUCAAGUCAUGCACACAAGAAGGAGCAGCCGAACAAAAACUACUUUAAGCAGAAACUUUUAAAGGAUAUCAUCUUGAAUUACAAGCUACCAAGUAAAAAGAUGACAAGUCUGAUGGUUGAAAGGGAAUGUCAAGAGCGAUUAUUGUUAGUUGAUUUUUUGACAAAGGUACUUAAUCUUAAUCCUUUGGAAAGGCUAACACCACAGGAAGCUUUGAAGCAUCCAUUUGUUCAAGAUGUGAGAUCUAUCGAGAUGCCAGCUGUUUAA